AUUUUCCACUAAUUAAUAAACUUUUAGCACUAUUAACAUUUACUGAAAUUUUUUUUAAACAAUUCACUUUAAAAAGAAAACCCGAACGAAAUUUUUGUCACGAAGAACGGUUCGAUUAUAAAAUCAAUAAUUUUUGUUUUAAUCGAAACGAAAUCCAUAUCGCGAGAUAUUUACACCAGAGAGUAUUAGGGAGAGUGGAAGGUGACCGUACACGCUACUAGUAGCGCACUCUGGUGGGUCGUUCCCUUUUUAAAAUAUAUAUGUAUAAUGUUUUGAAUGUACUGUAUGUAUUUGUGCUCAACUGUUUGUGCUUUGUUGUGCUUGUUUGCAAACAGUUGGAGAAGCGUGAUUUACAAAUUUUAUGCAAAAAUGUUAUAUUGUAGUGUAGAAAAUUGCAAAAAUGGGACAUAUACGAAAAUGUGCCAAGGAUUUUCAUCGUUUAGGUUACCAAAAUCUAAUUCAACUCGAAGAAAAUGGCUCAAAUUCGCUGGGGUUAAAGAAACUACAAAGUUUCGAAUCUGCGCGGAACAUUUCGACAAAAAAUGUUUUAAAACAUUUCAUCCCAGGCCCUUAUUGAAGCCAGAUGCAAUUCCAACUUUGCACAAGGGAAAGAAGUGCACCGCAGGGCGAAGUAGCAAGGUAAGCAGCGAGAAAGAAAUUGUCAAUAUUGCUACAACUAUUGGCACUCAAACUGAGGAAAAUAAAAGUGACUGCACCAGUGAGCAGUUAAAUAUUUCGAAAACGCCAGCCUCAACGAUGAAUGGAGAAAAUAUGGUGUCACAAGUUGAACUUGCUUGUAGUAAAGUUCGAAAUAUAACAAUAACUGAGACCAACGCCGUAGGGUUAAUUUCUCCUUCUACCCAUCCUUCAAUCUACUUCGGAUCACCAAUUUCAUCAAAAGAUAAAUGCGCGGAAACAUGUUUGUCAUUAAAGAAAUGCAGUACUAGCAAAAAUUUAUUACCUCUUUUUUACACAAGCAGUCCUCAAUCACAUUCCAGACAAAGUGAAAUGACACAUAAUUUAAUGGAAGAUACAAGUUCAUUGUCUCCAGUAACUUCAACCACAACACAUCCUAAUGUCACAACAGUUACUACACCGUCAGGUCGUUGCAACGUGAAUGAAUCCGUCACCACACCUUCCAGAGAAAAUAACGUCGCGAAAGUUGUUAAUACACCUUCUGGACAAAGUUCAAUUUCUAAUGGUUUUUUUACUCCUUCAAGACAAAAUUCAGUUAGAGAUGUUUUUAAUACACAAAGUGGGUCAUGUGAAGUUAUGAACGCUGGAGAGACUUCAAAUAAAGGUAUAUCAAAUUUAACUCUAAAUUAUUCCGAAAAUAAUAAUGAAUCAACAUUAAAAGCCUCAGUUGAUAAAGUUACGAAUAUUUCACCAAAGACUUUAAAAUUAAACAGUUAUAAGCGAACGAUAGCUUUAUUGCGAAGUAGAAUUAAUAGAUUAAAACAAACAAAAAAUAGUCGAAUAAAUGAUAAGCAAAAAACGAAAGUACAUCUUGAAAAACUCAUAAAAGAAACUUCUUCGUAUCUUCGAAAGGAGGCUCAAAUUUUAUUUGAAACCCAAUUACGACUGUCUCAAUGCAAAAAAUCUGGCAGACGAUACAGUGAUGAAUUAAAAGAUCUCUGUUUGUCUAUGCUAUAUUUAUCACCUAGAAAUUAUAAAUUGUUGAGAAACAUUUGUAGUUUACCAUCUGAACGAACUCUGCGAGAGUACCAACGUAGAGUUCCUGUUUCCCCUGGCUUCAAUAAAACCAUUAUGUCAGAAUUAAAAAAUCAAUUUAAAAAUCAGCCCAUUGAAAAUAAGGUAGUCACUUUAUUGUUCGACGAAAUUAAUUUAGUUUCGGAAAUACACUACGAUCCCAAUACUGACAAAUUCGUCGGCGUUGCUGACGAUGGGGUGCAUCGACAACCGAAAGCAGCUAAAUCUGCUUUAGUUGCAAUGAUUUCCUGGAUUCAUAUGAAAGCUAAGCAACCAAUAGGUUAUUGGUUUCUUGGCAGUGAAGGUAAUUCAGAAAAAACGCAUGAUAUUAUGUUGUUAACAAUAGACGAAGUUUUCAAAGAAACAGGUUUAAUUGUAAAAGCUAUUAUUUGCGAUCAAGGGCCAAGAAAUCAGGGUAUUGUAACAAAAUGGGACAUCACUUCUAAGAAACCUUAUUUUGUACGCAAUCAACAUAAAAUAUUUAUAAUUUUUGAUCCUCCACAUCUAUUGAAAUCUCUUAGAAAUAAUUUAUUAACAAAAAUUUUGAAUUACAAUGGUGGUAAAAUAUCGUGGAAAGAAUUGGAAGCAGUUUUUAAAUUAAGCAAAGAAACAGAUUUAAAUUUACUUCCGAGAAUUACAGAGAAACAUUUUGAUUUAGGUAAUUUUAGUAAAAUGAGAGUUUCCUUAGCUUCACAAAUAUUCUCAGAAUCUAUGCACACUGCUUAUAAAGUUUAUAGAAAUUUCUUGCCCGACCGCUUUAACGAAACAUUUGAUGCCACUUUACCUUUCGUUUUAGACAUCGAUCGAUUAUUCGAUUCUUUAAACUCUUCUUUAAUAAGCCAACCAGCUUCUAAAAAAUUAAGAUAUGCCAUUACUGAAAAUUCAGAGCACAUUCUUUUUUUAAAAGAAAUGUCCCAAAAAUUGCAAACUGCUCGAUUUGAAGGGCGUCAACCAGCUUGUUUAAAAGGUUUGGUGCUUACGAUUCAUUCUGUUCUUCAAUUGUCGGAUGAUUUGCGUAAAUCAUACAAUAUUUCUUCUCUUUUAACCCGUAGGAUGAAUCAAGAUCCAUUAGAAAAUUUCUUUUCAACUAUAAGACAAGCACACGGUUGUUCAACAGAUCCUUCACCAAAGCAAUUUGAAAAUGCUUUUCGUCAACAAUUAAUUACUUAUUUGGGUAAAUUGUCAAAACUAUCUAAUUGCGAAGACGAUGAUAGUAAAAUGAUUCUUCAGUUGCGAAACAUUAAAAACAUUGAAAUGCAAGUGCCAUCAAAAAUUCCUCAAGUAGAAGUUAAUAUUUCAAACUAUGAAAAAAUAUUCACUGAAUCACAGGAAUUUACACAGUCCAGUGCAGCGUAUUACUGUUCGGGAUAUGUUGCUAAACUGUUUUUUUCUCAACACUCUUGUGAUUUAUGCAUAAACAUUAUAAAACAAUCAGAUAAUGAUAUUUAUAAAGAUUAUCAAGUUUUUACACAUUUAAAGUCGUACAGUGAUACACAAGGCUUAAUUUUUGUCAAGGAAAGCAUUUUUCAAUGUUUUCUCGAGUGGGAGGAAAAAUUUAAGAGUAUAAUUAAAGCUAAUUAUCAUUUGAAAAACAUUUCUCUAAUUCUGUCAUGUAUUCUAAAACACAGUUGUUCUUCUAUAAACCUUUGCACAACUGAAACUUCUGAAACUUUUUUAAAAAUAUUUCUUCGGGUAAGAUGCCAUUGGGAAGCUCGGUUUAUAAGACGCGCUUUAAGUUUAAUAAAAAAAAGAAAGUCGUGUCCUGAAGGUAAUUUAAUAGAUAAAGAUUUUAAAAAGAUGUCACGAUUUAUAGGAAAAAUUUAUUAAAUCAUACUCUGUCAUAAAAAACGUGCUGUAAUCGGUUAAAAUAACGAAAUUUUAUAAUAUUACUAUAUUUUAAAACAUGUUAAAACUACGAAAAGAUUUAUGUAAAAAAUGUUUUAAUUAUAAGCCUUGAUAACAAACAGCAGUUUGUAUGAGAUCUCGUUUAUAUAUUAAAUGAAAUUUAUAUAUUUAA
Messenger RNA from Leptopilina heterotoma, 3727 nucleotides. RefSeq lists its product as uncharacterized. The record is from RefSeq and is a predicted model, not a curated record. The transcript has 4 exons. Bases 277 to 3537 code for a protein of 1086 amino acids. NCBI's taxonomy places the organism in Eukaryota, Metazoa, Arthropoda, Insecta, Hymenoptera, Figitidae.